Molecule: messenger RNA, 2836 nt
Organism: Ochotona princeps (American pika)
Lineage: Eukaryota; Metazoa; Chordata; Mammalia; Lagomorpha; Ochotonidae
Product: La ribonucleoprotein 1B
Exons: 10
Coding region: 225-1874 (549 amino acids)
Biological process (GO): positive regulation of translation
Cellular component (GO): cytoplasmic stress granule; cytosol
Molecular function (GO): RNA binding
Source: RefSeq, a predicted model, not a curated record
CGCCCGGGAGGUGCGGGCCGGCGGGCGGUUAGCGCUCCCGUUCGACGCGGGCCGGCACGCCGGGCGCUGCACGGCCUCGGCGGGCGGCGGUGGCGGCGACGGCGGCCGGGCUCUCGGGUUCUCUGCCCCAGGCCGGCGCCGGUCGGUGCCCCGGCGGAGCGACGGGCACCCGGGCUCCCUGGCCCCGGGCCCCCCCAGGCUGGGACGGCUGGGGCAAGGGGACCAUGUCUGCUCGCGCCCCGCUGCCCGCCGCUCACUCUCGGGAGGAUCCGCCCGCGGCGGCCUCUGAGAGGGAGUCGCGCUCGGUCGUUGCGAGUCGGCAGGCUGAGCAGCCGCCCCCGCCGGAUCGAGAGGGGAAGGAGGCGGCGAGGGAGGACAGGGCCUCGGCCGCCGCCACCAGCAGCAGCAGCAGCGCGGGGGCGCGGGGAGAGCCGUCGCCGGUGCCGGUGCUGGGACACAGCGUACCCCAGGCGGCCGUGCCCGUGAGGCCCCUGGCGCUGCACCUGGCGCACAGGGCGCGUGGGACCGGGGGCCCCUUCGGCGGGGAGCCCCCGCCGCCGCCGCCGCCGCGGGACCUGCCGGCCGAGGACGCCCGGGGUGAGGCGGCAGCGGCCGGCCCCGAGGCAAAACUGCCGCCGUUGCCGCCGCCACUACCACCACCACCACCACCGCCGCCGCCGCCGCCGCCGCUGCCGCCCAAGGAGAACCCCUGGACCAAAAAGCCUCCCCAGCACCUAUGCCCCGCCGGGACGGGCCCGCCGCCGCCCCCGCUGGACACUCUGGAGGCAGAGCUUAUUUCGCCAAAAACUGUAAAAGCUGGAAAACUCAAGACAAAGAAACCCAAUAAGCCUAGCGAUUUCAGCGAUAUGGCGAAUUGGCCAACGCCAAGUGAAUUAGUGAACACUGGAUGUCAGAGUGUCAUCAACCAAGGGAAUAAGAAACCACAGAAUAGAAAGGAAAAAGAAGAGAAGAUUGAGAAGAAAAGUAACAGUGAGAGCAAAGAAAACCGGGAAAUAAAAUUAGAUGGUCCUGGUGAAAAUGUCAGUGAAGAUGAGGCUCAGUCAAGUAAUCAACGAAAAAGAGCUAAUAAGCACAAGUGGGUACCUCUCCACUUGGAUGAUGUAAGACCAGACAGUCAAGAAAGACCUGGAUCCCGAAACAGUUCAAGAUGUCAACCUGAAGCAAAUAAAGCAGCACAUACCAAUAGAAGAAAUGAUACACGAAGUUGGAGGCGAGAUAGAGAUAAAAAAGAAGAUCAAGAUGACGUGUCCAGUGUGAGAAGUGAGGGUGGUAGUAUACGUGGCUCCUUUAGAGGCCGGGGAAGAGGCCGAGGACGGGGAAGAGGACGAGGCCGAGGAAAUGCUCGAUUGAACUUUGAUUAUUCAUAUGGUUAUCGAGAACACGUUGAAAGGACUGAGCAACCAUUUCAAACCGAAUUCAGCAGCAGUAUGAUGUAUUACUAUGAUGAUGGUACUGGCAUACAGGUGUAUCCUGUGGAAGAAACAUUGCUGAAAGAAUAUAUUAAGCGACAAAUUGAAUAUUACUUUAGUAUAGAAAAUCUGGAACGAGACUUUUUUCUUCGGCGAAAGAUGGAUGAACAUGGCUUUUUACCUAUUUCCCUGAUUGCUGGUUUUCAUAGAGUUCAGGCUCUCACCACAAACCUUAAUCUCAUAUUAGAGGCACUGAAGGAUAGCACAGAAGUAGAGAUUGUGGAUGAGAAAAUGAGAAAAAAGAUAGAACCAGAAAAAUGGCCAAUCCCAGGCCCUCCUCCACGUAAUGUGUCACGGACAGACUUCUCUCAAUUGAUUGAUUGUCCAGAGUUCGUUCCAGGUCAAGCCUUUUGCUCACAUACAGUCAGGGUGAUGAUCUGCUGAUGCUCUUGGAUGUCAUUUGAUCGGAAUACGCAGUGGAAUAGGUGACUCACUGAAAUGCAUUAUAAACAUUGGAACAAAUCGUGCUGCAGAAAUGAAGAGAUCGGACUGUCUUCUGUGCGAGAAUGUCUACUCUCCUUGUGGAGGAGGUUGGGCCAACACUACAGCAAAGAUAACCACCUUUGUGAUGAUGUGAGACAGAACCCAGGACUGCGAUUGUUUUUAUAGGAGCUGCCCAUUUCUGUGUAAUUGGCCUGGGCUGCAUGGGCUACUUUUAUUCACGGUGCGAAAGGUCAUUAUUAUCAUUCUGGAAAUACUACAAGAUUGUGUUUUUGUUUUCAGGCUUAUGUAUCGUGUCCAGAUCAAUAAAGCAGAUAAAGAGAGGUUUGAAUAGCAUUUACCAAAGUGUUAGGUCCUUUGCUGUUUGAUUUGCCCUUCAGUAUGGUGUACAUUGCAGAGCUGACCAGUUGUCAUGAUACAAGGACUGUAAGAUAUGUUAACAUGGACACUUGAUGGGGUAAGACACUUCAGACCUGAACAAGGAAUUUUUCCCUUACUCUUCAAAAUGUAUUUUAAUAAUUUAACAGUAUGAGAGAUCUGCCCAUGGUUGCAUUGAUAAUGGAUUGUCUUAUAGAUAUUUUUAUUUUGUAUUUCUUUGUCAGCCCUCUGCUUCUAAUCCCAGCAAGCAACUGGGGCAGAUGUUUUAAAAGUUGAAGAAAGUGAUAUUGUUUUAGACUUUUUUGUUUUGUUUUUUAAAGGUAUAAUGGCUGAUUAUAUAAGUUAGAUUUAUUUAUUGUGUAAAGUUGGGGUCCAAGAUGACAUUUUUAAUCAGCUUAUGAACAGGCAUAGGGUAAGUUGGAUAAUACAGGAAAUCCUUUUUCUACAGGGUAGUAUUGAUCAGUCAAGUGGGUAAUACCUGUCCAUUAACUAUUUAUGCAUUAUUAAUAAAAUUACAAUGAUAAAAU